CCCAUUCAUACCACCGUGACUUGUAACGUGUAGUGACAGACGGGGGAGAUAAGGAUCACUGUACACAACUAGACUUGGGCAAAGUGGAGAUAACAGCAGCUGACAACCGCUUCAAUUGCAAAGAAAAAUAGUAGAGAGUUACUGAAAAAGAUCUCUCUGCAGAGGGUGAAAUAACGGGACGCAACGGAGAACUUGUGAACAGGAUUGCAGAAGGUUUAGUAUACUUAGAAGAAAACAGAAAAUUAGUCGAGCACUUUUAUUAAUUCUUUAGUACUUUUAUUAAUUCUCUUUGUGCUGAAGCAUGGAACGCAAGAUACCUGAUUUCUCUGGAACCUGGAAAAUGAAAAGUUCGGAGAACUUCGAGGAGAUGCUGAAAUCCCUAUGCGUCUGGUACACAGGGGUCAACGUGAUGCUGAGGAAGAUCGCCGUGGCCGCGGCCUCCAAGCCCUUAGUGGAGAUCACCCAGGAUGGGGAGAGUUUCGGUAUCCGCACCAGCACCUCCGUCCGGACCACCCACGUCUCCUUCACUGUGGGCGUGUCCUUCAAUGAGACCACUGUGGAUGGGCGCCCCUGCACGAGUUUCCCCCGCUGGGAGACGGACAGUAAGAUCAGCUGUGAGCAGACCCUGCAGAAGGGAGAGGGCCCGAAGACCUCAUGGACCCGGGAGAUCACCAACGACAGCGAGCUCAUCCUGACAAUGACCGCCGACGACGUGGUCUGCACCCGGGUCUACGUGCGAGAGUAAAGGAUCGGAGCUGCCUUCGCCACCCCCCCCCCCCACACCCCACCCCACCUCUGUCCUGGGUGUCUCCUAAUUGGGAAGUUUCAGUCUGUAACCCCUGGCAGUGUUCCCUACCACCCUCUCGCUCUUUGCUGUUUGGCCCCUCCCUAUGUCUCCUCUCGUCCACCGGCUGUGCUUCUCAUCGCUUCCUUUCAGCAUGCUAACUCCUUCUCUCCCAAGCUUUUAUAUUUAUUUUGCUAGCGUCUGUUACUCCUGCUGUUUUUUGUGUUUCUUUUAUACAAAAUGUGGUGUUCUUUUUGAAAAAAAGGGAAAAAAACAAUAAAAUACAACUCUGACUUCCA
Molecule: messenger RNA, 1083 nt
Organism: Brienomyrus brachyistius
Lineage: Eukaryota; Metazoa; Chordata; Actinopteri; Osteoglossiformes; Mormyridae
Gene: crabp2a
Product: cellular retinoic acid binding protein 2, a
Exons: 4
Coding region: 302-745 (147 amino acids)
Biological process (GO): fatty acid transport
Cellular component (GO): nucleus; cytosol
Molecular function (GO): fatty acid binding
Source: RefSeq, a predicted model, not a curated record